UCGAGCUAAGUCGAAAACGUGACUGAUAUGUCGAAAGUUUUCUCGUGUUCCGAAGUUUGUUUAUCUAUGCAGGUGUUCUGUAUCGUAUUAUUAAAUCUUAUUAAAGUGGAAUCUGCAUUCAGAAUGCUUCUUAGCAGGUUAACUAUUCAAAUGAAGAUCAAGCCAAGGUGCUGCUCAACAAACGCAAGAAGGGAAGGACCUGUUCAUCUUUCGGUCAAUGGUCGAGAGUUUCAACGUGAUACAUGGAGCAACGUGUCAUCAAAAAUUCUGUCCCAUUUGGGUAAAAAACUACAUUUACAAAAAUAUCACCCCCUAUCACUAAUUAAACAAAGGAUUGUAAACUUAUUCUACAAGAGAUUUGUUGGUCGUACAGGAAAUCCUAUUUUCUCAGUAUAUGACGACUUAGAGCCUAUAGUCUCAAUAAAACAAAAUUUUGAUAGUUUGUUAAUCCCUCCAUACCAUCAAAGUAGAAAGAAAAGUGAUUGUUAUUACAUAAAUUGUGAUUAUCUUCUGCGAGCUCAUACUACAGCUCAUCAGUCAGAACUUAUAGGAAUGGGACUUAAUAAUUUUCUUGUUAUUGGCGAUGUGUAUAGAAGAGAUGAAAUUGAUUCAACUCAUUAUCCUGUCUUCCAUCAAGUUGAUGCAGUCAGACUUUGCGGUAAACAUGAAGUUUUUAGGUCCAUUGAAAAUGGUGAUAAAAUGGCUGUAUUUGAAAAUGAAGGUGAGAGAACAGCUCAGAAACAAGAGGCACAUACACUGGAAGCAAGUAAAAUAAUGGAAGAUGAGUUGAAGUCUACUCUUAUUGUGUUGGCUCAGGAUUUGUUUGGGCAAGAGGUGAAGUAUCGUUGGGUGGAUGCUUACUUUCCCUUUACUCAUCCUUCAUGGGAACUGGAAGUCCAUCAUCAGGAUAAAUGGAUGGAGCUUCUAGGUUGUGGUAUUAUGGAGCAAAGAAUACUUCAGAAUGCUGGUGCACAAGAUCGGAUUGGCUGGGCACUUGGACUGGGUUUGGAACGUCUUGCCAUGUGCCUGUACGAUAUCCCUGACAUCAGGCUUUUCUGGAGCACAGAUUCAGGAUUUCUGUCACAGUUUGAAAACAGGGAUCCCCAUGACUGCAUCAAAUACAAGCCAGUCAGCAUAUAUCCACAAUGCAUCAAUGACAUCAGCUUUUGGUUACCAAAUGAUGGAGAUUAUACAUCAAAUGAUUUUUAUGAUCUUGUUCGUGAAAUAGGAGGAGAUAUUGUGGAACAGAUAUCUUUGGUUGACAAGUAUUUUCAUCCAAAGAAACAACAUACAAGUCACUGUUACCGUAUUGUUUACCGCCACAUGGAGAAGACUCUAACCCAGGAAGAGGUGAACACAAUUCACAAACAGAUUGAAAAAGCAGUAGCUCUUAAGUUCAAUGUUAGUAUCAGGUGACUCCAGUGAUGAUAUGUAUGUUUAUAAUAAGUAAUCAGUCAUAAUAAAUUAUGCCUUUCAGAGACAAUGUU
This is a messenger RNA of Zootermopsis nevadensis, 1487 nucleotides long. RefSeq names its product Phenylalanyl-tRNA synthetase, mitochondrial (gene PheRS-m). Gene Ontology annotation, cellular component: mitochondrion; cytoplasm. Lineage: Eukaryota; Metazoa; Arthropoda; Insecta; Blattodea; Termopsidae. The record is from RefSeq and is a predicted model, not a curated record. Gene Ontology annotation, biological process: phenylalanyl-tRNA aminoacylation. Gene Ontology annotation, molecular function: tRNA binding; phenylalanine-tRNA ligase activity; ATP binding.